GGGACAAUAAAAUCGAUAGCUUCCCUCCCCAUCCCCCCAGCAAGGCGUUCCCGACAUCUUGAGGUGAGGCUGUUGCUUAUCCACGAUAUUCGACGCCAGGCAAAGUCUCUUUCCUUCCACCUCGUCUGACGGCCUUCAACACGGUUGCUGCCCUGUUUGGAUCUUUCUGUCGUUUUCGCCAAGAACGGACGUUGUUUGCGGAGUGAGAGUGUCGCCUUGUACGACGUUGUAAUCGCGAGAGAAGGAAUUGGUUGCGGUUGGUGCAGGACGACUAAAUCGAAGGAAGGAACACGACAACUUGUGAAGACCUGCAAAAAAGAGGCAACCACGGCCAACAGUCGUUACUUUCUCCGCCUGGCAAAAGCACCUGCUCAGUUCAGCAUUCGCCCUACCUUACUGAGGUGUCCCUCGCCAUUAGUUCGAUAUCUUGCGUCGACACGAGCUACAGCCAAAAACCCUCGAUCCUCAACAUCAUCAACAGACUCUGGGUCAUUUUUCGUUUUUCUUUUUGGCUUUCUUGGGAACCGCAGCACUCAGGCAUCAACAUCCUCACCAUUGUCGCAUCCUCACCCAUUGCAUGUAUUUGCUAGUUGAAGCUUAUCAGAAGGAUUUUCUUGCGAUUACCCCUUCAUCAUGCGAGUCUCCAAGCUCGUCUCGGCAUUAUUGCUUGGCACUGCCGCAGCUCUUGCACCAAUCGAGAUUGUAGGCAGCAAAUUCUUCGACGAGAGCGGCAAGCAAUGGUUCAUGAAAGGCAUCGCAUACCAACUGACACCAGAUGACCCACUGGUUGACACUGAUCAAUGCACCCGCGACGCCAACCUCAUGAAGACGCUGGGUACCAACGCAAUCCGCGUUUACCACGUCGAUUCCAGUGCAAAUCACGACGGGUGCAUGUCUGCUUUUGACAAGGCCGGCAUUUACACCCUCAUCGACUUGGACACCUUUGACUCGUACAUUCUUCCUAAUACUCCCUACUGGAACGAGACGCAGUUCAACGCGUACGCCAAAGUAAUGGACAACUUUGCGAAAUACGAUAAUGUUCUCGGCUUCUUCAUUGGCAAUGAGAUCAUAGCGCUUCCCACUCAGUCCCAGGUCGCUCCUUUCAUGAAGGCUGCUGCACGAGACAUGAAGGCCUACCGCGACAAGAAGGGUUAUCGCAAGAUUCCCGUCGGCUACUCCGCGGCAGACAUCGCUGAGUUGCGGCCCAUGCUCCAAGACUACCUGACCUGUGGCGGAAAGCCAGAGGACAACAUUGACUUUUUUGGACUCAACUCGUACGAGUGGUGCGACCCAAACACGUACGAGACCUCGGGAUACACAAACCUGCAAGCCAUGGCCGAGAAGUUUCCUGUGCCCAUCUUCUUCACGGAAACGGGAUGCAUCACUGGCCAAGGCCCGCGUACAUGGGACGACCAGAACGCCAUCUUCAGCCAGCCCAUGGUUAAUGACUGGAGUGGAGCCAUGGUUUACGAAUGGAUCUACGAGGAGAACCGAUAUGGCAUUGUGUCAUACGGACCCGAAGUCUCCAAGACCAUCACCGCUGACGACGUGUACGAUGGCUUUACCCGCAAGGGCACUCCAACCCCCAGAGCCCCAGAGUUCCAGAAUCUGCAAGCCAAAUGGGCCACCAUCACUCCUUCAGGAGUCGCGAAAUCCAACUACAACCCGACAAGCGUCUCUACCCGCGAUUGUCCUAAAGCCACGGGGGGUUGGUUGGUGGACGGGAACGUCCGUCUGCCUACUCUCGGAGAGACGUUUAAGGGCAGCUUUUCUUCAAGCCCGACAGGAUCAGUGACUUCGGGCUCAAGCACCAGCGCUUCCGCAGCGCCCACACAAUCCGCUGAGUCCUCGGCACCCGAGAGACCUUCGGGAUCUGGCACCAAGCAAAUCGCCGGUAUGGCUGUUGGAUUGGUUGGUGUCAUGAUCUUCUUCACUGUGUGGAUGUAAUUGGUCACGAAAUUUUUCUUCUUCUGUACAUUUUGUGCAUUCACUAUUACGACGGAUUGGAUUAUGGAUUAUACCCCUUUUGCGAAUACACGGAAGCUUCGUAUUGAAGCAGGGCAUUUUUCAAGGCGUUGAUGGCAAGAGGACGAGCGUACGGAGACUCGUUUCUAGACUUGCAAAGGGUUUGGUUAACUUUGCCCCAUGUUUGCUGAGUAAAAAGGGUGGUCUUGCAGGAGAGGAAAUCGUCAACGAGGAUUCCUCGAAAGUCGUUUCCUUGGAGAAGAUGACGAUGGAGAUGGAUUAAUCAAUAAUACCCUGUCAGAGAACAACAUGGAGAGGCCCUCCUAAAAGACAUUGAGUUACGAUGAUGGCAAGAGCCUUUCUGAAUACAAUAGAC
Molecule: messenger RNA, 2341 nt
Organism: Colletotrichum scovillei
Lineage: Eukaryota; Fungi; Ascomycota; Sordariomycetes; Glomerellales; Glomerellaceae
Product: glycolipid anchored surface protein
Exons: 4
Coding region: 634-1947 (437 amino acids)
Biological process (GO): fungal-type cell wall (1->3)-beta-D-glucan biosynthetic process
Cellular component (GO): cytoplasm; fungal-type cell wall
Molecular function (GO): 1,3-beta-glucanosyltransferase activity
Source: RefSeq, a predicted model, not a curated record